This is a messenger RNA of Lactuca virosa, 435 nucleotides long. The record is from the annotation of a GenBank genome assembly. Lineage: Eukaryota; Viridiplantae; Streptophyta; Magnoliopsida; Asterales; Asteraceae.
AUGUCUAUUUCACCAAGUCUCUCUCCGAGAAUGUGCCCAGAUCAUUAUGCCUUUCGUGCGGGUCGGAACUUACCCGAAAAGCAUUUUCACUACCUUAUGACCGUUAUAGUUAUGACCACUGUUCACCGGGGCUUCGGUCGUCGGCUCCCCUGUCAUCAGGUCACCAAGUUCCUAGACCAUCUGACAAUGGGCAUGCGUCACCCCCAUACAUGGGCUUACGACUUUGCGGAGACAUGUGUUUUUGGUAAACAGUCGCCCGGGCCUGGUCACUGCGACCCCCUUUUUGAAGAGGCACCCCUUCUCCCAAAGUUACUCGGCUAUUUUGUCGAGUUCCUUAGAGAGAGUUGUCUCCUACCCCUUGGUAUUCUCUACCUACCCACCCGUGUCAGUUUCGGGUACAAGUACCCUUUUGUUGAAGGUUGUUCGAGCUUUUAG